AUGCCAUGUCGCUACCCGGAGGUUCAACACAAACCAGGCCCCAAGCUAGGGUCGCACUCGUCCAAGCACCGAAAGCGGAUUUGCUGGCGUUUAGAAGAUCGUUCGCCCAGCCGCCAGGAAGACGUCAGGGAGGCUGAGGAUAGCAAUAGCAUUCGGAGAAACAGAGGACACCAGAGACAAAAUUUAGUCUUGUAUGGAGAUAAUAACAGCACGGCCUCGGACGCUUCGAGCCCUGAGUCGACGACGGCACAAUCCUGGGUGUUCCAUCAUUUCCACGAGGAUCAAUCGUACAGCAUUUCGCAAUUCACCGCAUGUGACCAUGCCAACCCCAGCGAGACUCUCGCGGCGUAUGCGUGGCCUUCACAAGACAACACCGGCUACGUCUGCCGGACGCUUGGUGUCUCCAAAGAAGUGCUGUUUACGCUAACAAGAACAUACUUUGAAAAAGUGCCCUUUUUGUCUCUCUUCCACAGACCAACAUUCGAUGCGAUGGUCUAUAACAAGAUCCAGCAGGGCCCCUCUUCGGCUCUUCUUGCUGCGGUAUGUACUAUCGCUGCCCAUUACAUGGAAGACCGGCCAGAUCCGAGUCACGCGGCCACCCACACUCCCCAUCAUUUCUACAAGCUGGCCUGCACCAUCACAACUGAGCUGCUGGAUAAAUGUGGUGACGGCAAGCCGCCACUUGCACUCCUUCAAGCACUCAUUCUCAUCGCGUACUACGAGAUGAUCGUCAGUGCCCGAGGCAGGGCAUGGAGAUCCCUGGGGACCUGCGUCCGCGUCGCCCACGAGAUCGAGCUGCAUUUGACAGACUCGACACUGCAAGGAAAGUCGCUGCAGGAGCAGAAAGCCUUGACCGAGGCUUGGUCGCGCAAAGAGGAACAACGAAGAGCCUGGUGGCUGCUAUGGGAGCUGGACGUUUUCGCUUCGACGGUUCGCCGACGUCCGGCGUCCAUCCACGACGGAGAGCAUGCCGUCCUUCUGCCAGUGAGUGAACGAGCCUGGUUGGAAGGACACUAUCAGCCAAGCUGUUUCUUGGACCCUGAUCCCCUGCAUCGAACCCGAAAGCUCCGCGAAUGUGGAAACUCCAACGGCAAUGCUUGGUUCAUUGUCAUCAACUCGCUGGUCCGCGAUGCGCAUACAACUGCCAAUCCGACCUCACAUUGCGAUCGCGGACUACCGAGGACGGAUGUUUCCCCUUUGGUCGACACGGCAAGUGGCAAUUCCGUGGACGAGCGGAGACUCGCGGUGCUGGACGACUUUAUUUUAUACUUUAAAACCAUGAUGCCGAAGGAAUGCGCAUACCAAGGUGACUACCUUUCGUUCUCCAUCUCUGGCGACUCAUACAGCGCACCGACGGCGAAAGAAGACUGCGAGAAACAGUUGGUUCACGCCAUGACUCAUCUAGGCAGACUCAUGAUCCUACAUCAUUAUUGUAUCAGAAACUCUGGUCCUUCCGUUCUCCGAGGCAAGAAGCUGUUGGAGUAUCUGUCACUCAGUGGGCCGUCGGUGACUCAGAAGCUUCGAGCGAUCUUGGGGUUCUCGGAUGAUCAAUCUGCCUGGGAGAGAUAUCUCGGGGCUGCAGAGGAGAUCAUGCGUGUCGUCCGGAAUGCGUCGCCGAACCACAUCAGAUAUGGCCAUCCGCUCCUCGCCUGUACGUUUUGGAUUGUCGCGGCCACUCAGUUGUUUAAGAAGGCGUUCGCCCAAGACGAGGCCGAACGAGAGCUGGCGCAGUCCAACUUCGAUCUUCUCCGGCUCACACUUGACCAUAGCCACAAGUUCUGGAAGACGUCCGAGUUGAUGGUCAAAAACAUCGACACACUGGGCUCGCGGCUCGGAGAGCUCAGUGCUAGAUUGGCCGAAUCCCAAGGCGGCGGCUCCGAUGCCCUGGGGUGUCUCAAUGAGGUUGAUUACGCCAGCGUCGGCACCAACGCUUUCGAUGACCUGAAUGAUAUGUUACCAGGGAAAGCUGGGCAGAAUGACAACACCUCUGCCGCCGCGACGAAGACCGCUCUGGAAAACAUGCCAAUGUCAAACGGCGUCGACUACAUCCAAGCCAGCGCAAGUCAAAUACCCUUCGACACGGCGCUCUCGGCCGACAAACCUACGGAGAGUGAACUACAGGCCUUUAUGUAUGAUUUCUGCGGGGACAACUGGGACUUUUGGGGACAAGACCUAGCUGACUUGUUUCCUUCGGGUUGCCCUCCGACAUAA
Fonsecaea erecta is the source of this 2211-nucleotide messenger RNA. RefSeq lists its product as hypothetical. Lineage: Eukaryota; Fungi; Ascomycota; Eurotiomycetes; Chaetothyriales; Herpotrichiellaceae. Gene Ontology annotation, molecular function: DNA binding; zinc ion binding. Gene Ontology annotation, biological process: DNA-templated transcription. The transcript is spliced from 3 exons. Bases 1 to 2211 code for a protein of 736 amino acids. Gene Ontology annotation, cellular component: nucleus. The record is from RefSeq and is a predicted model, not a curated record.